UAUCUUGUAAACCUAUGAUGUGUUAGUGCUAACAGCUAAAUUAAAUUACACUUUAGACCUAUAAAAGGAGAAGUAAUUACUAAUUAGUACGACGAUUUAGUAUAUGUGCAUAAGUUAGUACUUAUUAAAACCAAUGGAUGCAUAAAAAUUACAUGGAGUAUUAACCUUAGACUUAUUUUAAAUUAAUUGUAAUAAUCAAGAACACAUCAAAGUAUAUUUAUAGACAAUGGGAUUUUACUUAUGUAGUCGUUAUAGAAUAAUUGUUCUUAUUCUUGUUGUAUUAAUUAUGUGGCAGAUUUAUGCUAAUUAUUCACAUUUUAUGUUGAAAAAAUCUACCACUACUUCAGCGAGUAAUAUUGUACAGUUAGAAGAUGAUUCUUAUAAUACACAUAAACAAGAUAAAGUUAAAGUAAGAGUGUAUUAUGAAACAUUGUGUCCUGAUUCAAAGCAUUUUUUUGUGAGACAUUUAGGACCAGUGACAGAGAAACUUUCUGAUUUUCUUGAUGUCACAUUAGUACCAUAUGGUAAAGCAACUACAACUGAAAAAAAUGGACAGUACUAUUUUAAGUGUCAACAUCAAGAAGAAGAAUGCUAUGCAAAUAAAAUACAUGCAUGCAGUAUUGAUAUAUUAAACAAUAUAGUAUUAGCUGUUAAGAUAACAGUGUGCAUGAUAGAAGAUAACUAUGAUGCUGAUGGUGCUCUACAUAAGUGUGCCAAACAACUGAAUAUUGAACCAGAGCCAAUAAUCAACUGUGCUGGAACUACGCAUGGUUCAGAAUUACUGAAAAAGUAUGGAGAUGACACACAUAUCCUGAAACCUACUUUUAUACCUACUGUUACAUUAAAUGGUUCGAGGGAUAAUCAAGCUGCCAUAUUGAAGAAUUUUCUUCUAGAAGUUUGUAAGUUAAUUGCUAUGCCCCUACCACCACCUUGUUUGUGACAUUUCCGACUUAUUAGAAAUAGAUAUAUUGAAGUGAAUUAGAUGGAAAGAUAUUGUUUUUAUAUAGUCUGUUAAUUAAAUUUGUCAUGGCAUUAUUGCCUACAUGAAAAAAUGUGUAUGUCACUGUAAAGUUAGGCAUUACAAAUCAAGAGAUUGUACUCUAAUGCCAGUGAUGCUAUAGAGUCUAUUGAUGGUGUGGUACAUGUUUAUUUGAAUUAUUUUUUUUACAAUAAUUUUUAUAUUUUGAAGUUUUUCCAGCCAUAAAAAUUACAUUUGAGAUGUUGUAAUUUGUAAAAAGUUCCUAUAAAAGCUAAUAAUUUAAUAUUGUUUCUGAAAAAGGUCACAAAAUGUGUAUUGUUUAAAUGAGGCUAUUAUACAAAUUUACAUUAUUUUAGAACACAAUUUAUAAAUUGUAUAAAUUUUCCUACU
This is a messenger RNA of Pieris brassicae (large cabbage white), 1369 nucleotides long. RefSeq names its product gamma-interferon-inducible lysosomal thiol reductase-like. Gene Ontology annotation, molecular function: oxidoreductase activity, acting on a sulfur group of donors, disulfide as acceptor. The transcript has 4 exons. Bases 227 to 940 code for a protein of 237 amino acids. The record is from RefSeq and is a predicted model, not a curated record. Lineage: Eukaryota; Metazoa; Arthropoda; Insecta; Lepidoptera; Pieridae.